Molecule: messenger RNA, 2040 nt
Organism: Fraxinus pennsylvanica
Lineage: Eukaryota; Viridiplantae; Streptophyta; Magnoliopsida; Lamiales; Oleaceae
Source: the annotation of a GenBank genome assembly
AUGGCGAUUAAUAGGGGAUUAUCAGGUGGAAUCAUCCACAGGAACAAAAGCAAUGGACCUCACUUUUCUAUUGUUGUGCUCGUCUUGUUAUCAUUUCUCGUUUUCUCGAUUUUGUUCGUCGGCCGCGGUUUAUUGAGCUCUGCUUCCAAUGAUCAAAAUUAUUUUUCAACUAGCUCUGGUAAACAGGAUCUAAAUUGGAGAGAGCGGCUGGCAUUGCAACAUCUCAAACCUUUGUUCUCAAGAGAGGUAAUGGAUGUCAUCAAGGCCAACACUGACGAUUUAGGGCCCCUGAGUCUUGAUUCUUUCAGAAAGAAUAAUCUGUCUUUGUCGUGGAAUUUUGUUGGUCAAGAAAUUUCAGCAGGGAAAAAUACCACUUCUGCUCAGUCAAAAGAAGUGGCUGCAAAUGCUAAACGAGGCAAGCAGGAAGAUAAUUCUCAUGAAGAUCAUUCUAACUUUUUCGAGUCACCUGCUAAACUGGAGAGAAGGAAAUUGAGAGAAAAAAGACGUGAAAAGCGUGCUGCUGAUUUGGUAAAGCAAGAUGACGAUGUAAUAGUAAAACUUGAAGCUGCUGCCAUUGAACGUUCCAAGUCAGUUGACUCUGCAGUCUUGGGGAAGUACAGUAUAUGGAGGAGGGAGAAUGAAAAUGAAAAUUCUGAUUCAACUGUACGCUUGAUGCGAGAUCAAGUAAUCAUGGCGAGGGUUUAUAUAAGCAUUGCAAGAAUGAAAAAUAAGCUUGACUUGGUCCAUGAGCUUCAAAACCGGCUUAAAGAAAGUCAGCGUGCUUUAGGAGAGGCAACUGCUGAUUCUGAUUUACAUCACAGUGCACCUGAAAAAAUAAAAGCUAUGGGACAAGUGCUGUCUAAAAGUAGAGAACAAUUGUAUGAUUGCAAGCUUGUAACUGGACAGCUAAGAGCCAUGCUGCAAUCUGCAGAUGAGCAAGUCCGGAGUCUAAAAAAGCAAAGCACAUUCCUUAGCCAGCUAGCUGCCAAGACAAUUCCGAAUGGAAUUCACUGUUUAUCCAUGCGCUUAACAAUAGAUUAUUACCUCCUUCCCCCAGAAAAGAGGAAGUUCCCUCGCAGUGAGAAUCUGGAAAAUCCAAAUCUUUACCAUUAUGCUCUCUUUUCUGACAAUGUUCUUGCUGCUUCAGUUGUGGUCAGCUCAACUAUUGCAAACGCUAAGGAACCUGAGAAACAUGUUUUCCAUCUAGUUACUGAUAAGUUGAACUUUGGGGCAAUGAAUAUGUGGUUCCUGCUGAACCCUCCUGGAAAAGCUACCAUCCAUGUUGAAAAUGUUGAUGAAUUCAAGUGGCUUAAUUCAUCCUAUUGUCCUGUUUUGCGCCAGUUGGAGUCUGCUGCCAUGAAGGAGUACUACUUCAAGUCAGCUCAUCCUACCACACUCUCUGCUGGUUCAUCGAACCUUAAGUACAGGAACCCAAAGUAUCUUUCAAUGCUCAAUCACUUGAGGUUUUAUCUCCCACAGGUUUAUCCCAAGUUGGAUAAAAUCCUUUUUCUUGACGAUGACAUUGUUGUUCAGAAAGACUUAACAGGAUUGUGGUUGGUAGAUCUUCAUGGAAAAGUGAACGGUGCAGUUGAAACCUGUGGCGAGAGCUUUCAUCGUUUUGACAAGUACCUUAAUUUUUCAAAUCCUCAUAUUUCUUCAAACUUUGAUCCCAAUGCUUGUGGGUGGGCAUAUGGAAUGAACAUUUUUGAUCUUAAGGCGUGGAAAGAGAAGGAUAUAACUGGAAUAUACCACAAAUGGCAGAAUAUGAAUGAAGACAGGGUUCUGUGGAAGCUUGGAACUCUACCUCCGGGUUUAAUGACUUUUUAUGGGCUUACACAUCCACUUGAUAAGUCGUGGCACGUUCUUGGGUUGGGUUACAGUCCAAGCGUUGAUCGGUCAGAAAUUGAGAAUGCAGCUGUUAUACAUUACAACGGGAACAUGAAACCCUGGCUAGAGUUGGCAAUGACGAAGUACAGGCCAUACUGGACGAACCACAAAGGCAUUUAUCCGACUAAAGCUGCCUUUCUUCUCAAUCUAUGA